Lycium barbarum (goji berry) is the source of this 626-nucleotide messenger RNA. RefSeq lists its product as uncharacterized. The record is from RefSeq and is a predicted model, not a curated record. The transcript has 3 exons. Bases 175 to 414 code for a protein of 79 amino acids. Lineage: Eukaryota; Viridiplantae; Streptophyta; Magnoliopsida; Solanales; Solanaceae.
UUCCAACUCCAUUUCAUUCCAUUCUUGAACCAUUCUACAAACGACAACACUGACACAACCAAAAAAAAAAACAUUCAAGAAAACCCUUGUCAAAAAAACAUUCAGCAAAGUAAGAAAUUUUCAUACCUUCUCCAAUCUCCUCUUUGCUCUUCAUAACGUUUUAGGAGCUCGAAGAUGGCUGGCAAGUACAUCAUUGGUUCUAUUGUUGGAUCUUUUGCUGUUGCAUAUGUUUGUGACACUGUUAUUUCCGACGGGAAAAUAUUUGGAGGUACUACUCCAAGCACCGUUACUAACACUGAGUGGUGGAAAGAGACGGACAAGAAAUUCCAGGCAUGGCCUCGCACUGCUGGUCCCCCAGUCGUCAUGAACCCCAUCAGCCGACAGAAUUAUAUUGUUAAGUCAAGUCUUGAUUGAAAAAUUUGAGUUAUGCUGUUUUGUUCUCCCAGAUUUCAUUUGAAAUUCAACCAUUCUUCUGUUUUGAGCAAGGAUUUUUGCUCCUAUGCUGGAUUUAGACGAUACUGAAGUCAUUUAUCUCACUUCCUUAUAAGAAGAUUUUUGACAUAUGUUACAAACAAUCAAAAAAGAUUUGACAUAUGUUACAAUAAAUUCUUUGUUCAGUUUGCGCA